AUGACAACUGUAGCAACCCCCUACGGCGCCGAUGGUGCUGAAAUGCUUGAUGAUGCCCGAGUAAAAGAACUGCUGAAUCAAGGUUUCUCUUUUGGUUUGAUCAAGGCGUUACAGUCCAACAAAGAGUGCUUUCAUUAUCGAAUAUGGAUUGUCGAUAACAGUGGUUCCAUGGCCAUUGGGGAUGGACGGACAUUUGCAUUGACUAGCAAGGGUAAAAUUGAAGCUCGCUAUGUCACCCGCUGGGAAGAAAUUCAAGAAACCGUCCUCUAUCAUGCCGAAUUGGCCGGGACGCUCGGCAUGACGACCAAUUUUCGACUCCUCAAUCCGGUCAAUAAUGAACCCGAUGAAUUCACCGUAUUUGCCAAUGGACACGAUGGUGUCAAUCAAGAAUUACGACGCGGUCGGAAUGUCAUUAAUCGAGCCAAACCUACUGGUGUCACGCCACUGACGGCACACAUUCUUCAUAUUGAACAGCAAAUUCAAGAAAUUGCCGAUAGUCUCCGAGAACGAGGGCAGAGAAUAACUGUUGUAUUGGCAACAGAUGGACUACCAACCGAUGACGAGGGCGGGGAGAGCGAGGAAGUAUUCCAAGACUUUAUCUCGGCCUUGCGAAUGCUGGAGGGAUUGCCGGUAUGGGUCGUCAUUCGAUUGUGUACCAAUGAAAAGAAGGUCACCGAGUUUUAUAAUCAAAUUGAUGAAGUGCUAGAGUUCAACCUAGAAGUCCUGGAUGAUUAUCUGGAUGAAGCAAAGGAGGUUUACAAACACAACAAAUGGCUCAAUUAUGCAUUGCCCAUGCAUCGAUGCCGUGAAUUGGGGUAUCAUGACAGACUCUUUGAUUUGCUUGACGAGAGAAGACUGGGUAUUGACGAACUGAGGAGUUUCUUUUCGCUGCUAUUUGGAACCGAGCUCCAUCGCAUACCAGAUCCCACAGUCGAAUGGAAGACGUUUCUGCAGUUUGUGCAGGAUUCACUGGAGCGGGAAAAGGUGCAAUGGGACCCAGUAAAAAAGAAGUCACUGCCGUGGGUGAAUCUCAAGCUGUUGAACAAGUGCUAUGGCAAAGGUACCUGCAGUGUCAUGUAA
Seminavis robusta is the source of this 1080-nucleotide messenger RNA. Lineage: Eukaryota; Bacillariophyta; Bacillariophyceae; Naviculales; Naviculaceae. The record is from the annotation of a GenBank genome assembly.